This is a messenger RNA of Canis lupus familiaris (dog), 1896 nucleotides long. RefSeq lists its product as uncharacterized. Lineage: Eukaryota; Metazoa; Chordata; Mammalia; Carnivora; Canidae. The transcript has 2 exons. The coding region runs from base 1054 to 1725 and encodes 223 amino acids. The record is from RefSeq and is a predicted model, not a curated record.
GCGGGAUGCGGGAUGCGGGAUGCGGGAUGCCCGCUGAGGGAGAGCUCCGGGGCCUGGGGGCCCCAGGCCUGGCCUGGCGGUCAGACCCCUGCGGUUUUUUGUUUGUUUGUUUUUAAUAUAUACAUAUUUUUUAAUUUAUUUACUCAUGGGAGACACAGAGAGAGAGGCAGAGGGAGAAGCAGGCCCCAUGCAGGGAGCCCGACGUGGGACUCGAUCCCGGGUCUCCAGGACCGCGCCCUGGGCUGCAGGCGGCGCUACACCGCCGAGCCACCCCGGCGUCCCGUACACUCCUGCAUUCUUGCCACCGUUCUGCCAAGUGACCUCGGGUGAGUCACUUAACCUCUCCGGGUCUCCUUUUUGGAGUCUAACUCACAAAGGUAUCGACGCCAAUAAUUUAUGUCAGAAUCUAAGUAACGAUGCCAGUUACCUGGAAGAGUGGCUGCAAGUGCCAUCGUGUGUGAUUGAAGUCCUCCUAAAGUGAAUGCAGCAGCAAGGCAUCUUGAGUGACGGCUCCCAGGAAAGGUAGGUGACUGUCACCCCCCGGGGCCACUGUGUGUGGCUCAGAUCUCUCGGCUCCUGGACGGAGAGAUGAUUUUGGGGGGACAGUUCCAAAGAUAGGAUGGGAGACUCCUCUACCAAAAAGAUCCCACUUGCAGUGAGAAGUGGAGCUAGAAGAUUCGGAUAGGAACCCCAAGGCAUGGGAGUAGGAUGCUAAAAUGGGACUCAGUAUGACUCACUCUUGGUGGAAACUCCAGAAGCUGAGAAGUACUGGUGGACACUAGAAGGCAAGAAAACCCCGAUGCAAGGUGGGGUGCUUGAGCACUCAGGCAGGCAGGCCACUGUGAAGAUUUGUCCUCUCAUCAAAAUCUGCCUGGAGGAUCCAAACAGGUUGAGGUUACGAAGCUUCCAGACUUUCUUCACAGCUAGGCGAGGGCAUGCCAGGCCCUACAGGUCCUCCCUCCUGCUCUAGAGUCAGGAAGGGAGGGGCAGGACUUCCCUCUUUUCAAUCCAGUUAAGACAGGCUUCCAAAGAAUCCCUUGGAGAGGCUGACCCAUGUCUCCCGGGGUGUGUGGGGGACAGAGGCCAGGUCUGACUCCCACCCCAAGAAGCCCAGAGGCAGAGGCUCAUCACAGCAGCCUGGUGACAGAGCAGAGAAGUGCACUGAGGGCCGAUCCCCCGACCACACGGGCAAUGGCCCACAGAUCUGACGUGAGACCCCGGGAAGGGAAGGGGCUUGGCAGAACCUUAGACCUGACCCCCUUGGGACACCUGGCGGGAAAGGGGACCCAACAGGACCAGCAGACUUUCAUGUGGUCAGGGGUGGAAGGAGAGAAGGUGAUGCCCACUGCAGCUGAGGCCUCCUCCAGAAGACAAUGCCGCCCACAAAAAAACAACAGAAAGGUGCCUGAUGGGAACCCAUCAAAACAGGAGGCAACAACGUGGGGCAGGACGCCAGUCAAAUAUUACCUGUCCUGCCCUACCUCUCCUCCCUCCACUAUCUCCAAACCAUGGAGGAGCCACAAGUGGUCCCAUGAAGUGAGGAAGAGGAAGAGGAAGGACCAGGCAGGAGGACCCUGGGGAAGACUCCAGCAUCCUCUGUCUGCUGCCUGUCAGACCCAAGCGGGGAGGAAAGAGAAGAUUUCACUGUUGAGAGUUCAGCUCCUUCAGCGUGCCAAGUACGCAAUCUUCAGGGACCAGAGUGUGCCAGCAAGGAUGACCCUCUAGAACAGGUGUCACUUGGAGAGAGCAGCCAGUCCAUUCACUAGCCUGGCUGGAUGUCUGAGAUGGCGCAGGAUGACAGCAGAGCCUCUGCUCCCUGGAUGCAGAGCUUGGAAGGAUUUGAAGACACACUGCCUCUUUUUGGUCCCUGGAUAUUUGGUGCAUGUCCCAGAAUAA